Molecule: messenger RNA, 1163 nt
Organism: Acanthamoeba castellanii str. Neff
Lineage: Eukaryota; Discosea; Longamoebia; Acanthamoebidae
Exons: 4
Biological process (GO): phosphorelay signal transduction system
Source: RefSeq, a predicted model, not a curated record
AAGAGCAGCACCAACCAGAGGAAGCGGUCGACAGGAGGGAGCCCCACCUCGGCCAGGUGGACCACUCCGUCAUCGUCGUCUACCGCGGCAAACGGUUCCGAGACCAAUGCCUCGCCCAAGAGGCAAUGCCCCGAUGAGGCCAGGAUUCGAUUUGAGGACCGACUGAUGGAGCCGCGGCCUUUCCUCGUGCUCAUUUCGCCCUUGCUGGAGAAGACCAAGGUCGCCAACCUGUUUAAGAAUGAGAGGAUCGAUGGGUCGCUCACGACCCCCAUCAAGAAGAACGAGCUCAAGAAUGUAUUUAGGGAUCUGCUCGAUGGGACGUGGCGGCGGAUGGCCAGUCAGAGGCGAAAGAGCAGCUCCAAAGGAUCACGGAUCGAGGCCAGGAGGAGCAGCAUCGAGGAGGACGAGUUCAUCAAGCGGCUGCGUCGGCGGUUCUCUCACCAGAUGCCUCAAACACGAAAGCUCGGAUCAGGAUCGGAAUUUGACCUGUCCGAGUACCUGCAGUCGAACCAGCAACACCUCCUGUUCUCCUACGAAGAGGUGCGGCGCAAGUCCGACGAAAAGCUGCGGACCGAGCAACAGCAGCAGCAACAGCAGCAUCAGUACCGGGAGACCCGGAGCGGCGGGAAAGGCGAUAGGAAGCGAUGGUCGGGCGAAGUGCAGGCCCUCAAAAUACUCGGACCGCACGCGUCGCCGCAGCCACCACACCAGCACGGCCAGAACCCGCGGCAACGUCAGGGAAGCGGCAACAACAAGCCGGGAGUCGACGACAAGAAGAAGAACAAGAACAAGCGGCCCGAUUGGCGACGAUCAGGCGAUCACAGCGACCCGCGGCCGGACUCAGGUGACGAAUCGGACGGCCAGCGGCGGGCCACGCUCGGCGAGAAUCGCUCGGUGAGCGAGGACCUCCUGACCCCCGCGGGCAUGGCCACGGCCACGCUGGUCGAGGCCGCCGAGGCGUUGCUUGACCGCAACUCGAAUCGCAGCAGAGACGGUAGCCCCGAGAAGGACAACCCACCAUUGAGCGAGGAUACGAUCCUGCGACGACGGCAGCGCGAGGGCUCGCAUCCGCACAGGGAACGGGUGCUCGACCGACGGCUACGCAUCCUGGUCGUCGAGGACAACCUCAUCAACCAAAAGGUCCUCACCAAGGUGUUGGACAA